This is a messenger RNA of Seminavis robusta, 1233 nucleotides long. NCBI's taxonomy places the organism in Eukaryota, Bacillariophyta, Bacillariophyceae, Naviculales, Naviculaceae. The record is from the annotation of a GenBank genome assembly.
UUCCUUUUUGCUUGCUCAUUAUUAUCAGUUUUUUGUGCAAACAAUGGUUGUGGUAGGGAACGUCUCAGCGUGUCUGGUCAACGCAGAGACCAAGGAGCCCUUCAAGGAGCACCGAGGACCUGAUGGAAACGUGUAUGCUGAGGUGGAACCCGACAUGGAGUAUUUUAUAGAGAUUGCAGUGGUUGGAAUACCGAACAAAGCGUUUGAUUUUGGUUUUGUUGUGGACGGGAAAAGACUUUCUUAUCAGCAGCCUUGUGAGUUGAAGCAUGGGCGUCAGCAUUGUGGCAUUGUGUCCGUCGAGAAUGGCACCAGAGUGAAUCAAGCGCUCUGCUUCCGACAGCCCAAACGAGAUACCCAAAACCUAGAUCCGUAUUCACAAGCGUUAGUGGGUGAAAUUCAGGUGGACGUUUUCGACGCCAUUUCUGUGGGCCUUCAAGCACCAAGCGAUAUACAAGCAAGCACCAUCGAUGUAGCCGCUGUUGAUGCUGGCAUUGGUGAAGAUAAAAUUCUGCGAUCAGGGCAGGGAAGUAUUGAGCAAGUGACACAUCAUCCUGCGAUGGCCCUCACAUACGCUUCAGGACAGUUCCUCCAAACCAUUACAAUUCACUAUUGCACGGCCAUGGGAUUGAUUCAUGCAGGUGUCUUGCCAAAACCGGAUAUUUGGACGUUUGCUCGCAUGGGCAUGAAAAAGCGUCCAAUAUCCCAUGACAUUCUCAAGAUUCAACCCAAACGCAUCAAAUCUGGUGGCCUGUUCGUGGGGGAUUCCCUCCUUGAAGAACCUAAAGAGUUUGAUUUCUUUGACUUGACCCAUCUACAGGACGAGGAUGACAAAGACAACAGUGCAUCAGAUGCGGAUUUCCAUCAUCCCGUUACACCGCCACAUUCAUGAAUGAAGUCAACGCUUCAUGGACAAGAAGUUAUAGGCAAACCAGGCGAGCAGAUUUGAAGCUCAUGUCCGGUCGCAUCUCCAACGAAUCCUUCCAUUAUGUAUUUUGACUUGGUAUACCGGUAGGCACCAGUCCCACAAGCUGCUAGCUAUCCCUACUUGCUAGAGCCCAGGUAAGGACAUGGGAUGACUCCCAAAUAAAACAGCAAGAUUCGAUUCAGUUUCCCAAGCUAAAACGUAAAGCUGAAAUCACCAUGGCUCCUUCGUGGAUAGGUGUCGCGUCGUUCUCUUUGCACUAGCAGCUCGCUGGUCGGCUGCCUAGCGUCGUUAUCAAUUCCAUCACCAUC